AUGCCCGUUGAUGUAGCCUCUCAAACUGCCGAUGCCAGCAUCGACAGCAGUCAACCUGGGUUAACAAGCAGAAAGCCCGACAAUGGACCAACAAUGAGGGCCCUGGUUUAUACAGGACCUAACAAGCUCGAAGUCCUGGAUCGACCAAUGCCAACCAUACAAUCCCCCACAGAUGCAAUUGUGAAGAUGCUCCACAGCACAAUCUGCGGUACCGACCUACACAUCCUGAAAGGCGACGUGCCAGCAAUUCCAUACGAUCGAAUCCUGGGUCAUGAAGGCGUAGGUACUGUUGUCUCCGUCGGAUCUGCGAUUGAUGGACUUUCGAUCGGCGACAAUGUCGUAAUUGCCGCAAUCACAGCGUGCAAAGUUUGUGCAUCUUGUCGAAAGGGAUUGGAAGCUCAUUGUGUAACUGGUGGCUGGAGACUGGGUAACAAGAUUGACGGAACCCAAGCAGAAUAUGUGCGCAUUCCACAUGCAACGUCUUCCUUGUACAAGAUUCCAAAUGGCCUGGACCUUAGAGCCUGUGCCGCUAUCUCGGAUGCACUUCCGACGGGACUAGAAUGCGGAACAUUGAGCGCUCAUGUGCAACCGGGCAGUACUGUUGCGAUUAUCGGGGCUGGUCCUGUGGGUUUGGCUGUUAUGCUCACUGCUAGAUUAUACACGCCUUCUCGGGUCGUAAUGAUUGACUUGGACGAUACCAGGCUGGAACAUGCGAAGGGACUCGGUGCUGAUCAUGCCGUGAACCCAGGAAACCCGGAUGCGAUGGAAACCCUGAACACACUCACGGAAGGGGAGGGCUUUGACUGUGUGAUUGAAGCUGUCGGGAUCCCGAAGACGUUUGAAAUGUGUCAGAAGUUAGUCGCACCAGGGGGUUCCAUAGCUAAUGUUGGUGUUCAUGGGAACCCUGUUAAUUUGGACAUGCACAAACUAUGGGAUCGCAAUAUCAGCAUCAAGAUGCAGUUGCUGAACGCCGUCAGUAUCCCAACCCUCCUUCGACUGUAUCAAUCCGGCCAUAUAAAACCGGCUAAUCUAUUCACGCACAAUUAUCCCUUUUCAGAGGUCCACAAGGCAUAUCACAGCUUCCAAAUGGCGUCCCAAGAAGGUGCUUUGAAGGUUGCAAUUGACUUUUAG
Molecule: messenger RNA, 1131 nt
Organism: Aspergillus bombycis
Lineage: Eukaryota; Fungi; Ascomycota; Eurotiomycetes; Eurotiales; Aspergillaceae
Product: zinc-dependent alcohol dehydrogenase family protein
Exons: 4
Coding region: 1-1131 (376 amino acids)
Molecular function (GO): zinc ion binding; oxidoreductase activity
Source: RefSeq, a predicted model, not a curated record